Plodia interpunctella (Indianmeal moth) is the source of this 1162-nucleotide messenger RNA. RefSeq names its product mitochondrial ribosomal protein S35 (gene mRpS35). The transcript is spliced from 2 exons. Gene Ontology annotation, biological process: mitochondrial translation. Gene Ontology annotation, molecular function: structural constituent of ribosome. Gene Ontology annotation, cellular component: mitochondrial small ribosomal subunit. NCBI's taxonomy places the organism in Eukaryota, Metazoa, Arthropoda, Insecta, Lepidoptera, Pyralidae. The record is from RefSeq and is a predicted model, not a curated record. Bases 97 to 1131 code for a protein of 344 amino acids.
CUGAAAUUAUUUGACGCUGACAUUUCUUGGGUAUUAUAACCUCAAAAUGGCCUUCUGAAUUCCGUUCGUAUUUACUCGUAAUAAAAUCCCAAAAAAAUGAGUUUAUUCAUCAGAUGUUACAAGCCGAACAACAUAAAUACUGCAUUUAACAACAAAAUAUGGCGUUUUAAUUCUACGAGUACUGAUAUCUCUUUGAAAAAAGAUGUUGAAGAAGAGGAGUUUCGUGUAUUGGAUAUUUUGAAAAAACGAGAGAGGACGCAGAGGAAAACCAUCAGAAGAGCUGAUGUACAGCCUGACAGGGCUGAUAGGAUGGCGCCAGACCAGAAAUGGACUAAUGUGUGGCCAGGCCCCAAAUCCUUCCAUCCCUCAUCGGUGCCUCUACCCCUUCGCCAAGGAUAUGUAUCUCGUGGACAAGCACCACCUGGCAAAAAAGCGAAUGCAGAACUGAUGAAAAUCCCCAACUUCCUCCACCUCACCCCACCAGCAAUCAGAGCUCAAUGUGAAGCUAUAAAACAGUACUGCACGGAGUGGCCAAAACUCCUAAACUCCGAGGAGGCCAUUGAAAAGCAUUACCCAGUUGAAGUUAUAUCAUCAGAUUACUGCCAUGCAAGUCCGUCUAUCCGUAACCCCCUAUCAAGAGUCGUAACAUUACGCAUUAAACUCUCUACGUUAAAUUUAGACAAACAUGCACGUGAUAAAUUCAUUAGAUUGGUUGGUGAUCGCUACGACAAAUCUACAGAUUUGGUCAUGAUAACAGCUGACCGUUGUCCUGUCCGAAAACAGAAUCUGGACUAUGUCAAUUAUCUGUUAACGGCUUGUUAUCAUGAAUCGUGGAAUUUAGAGGAUUGGGAGAAAGAGAAAACUGAAGAUGAUAUGGAAUAUUACAAUUUUGAUAAUAAUAAAUCAAAAAGAAACGUGAUCGAAUGGGUUUUGAGGGCGAAAAAUGAGUUUAAGGACUUGAGUGAUGAUGAGGUGAGAUCAUAUAAAACGAGUAGUAUUCCUCACGGAGAAAAAUACGAAGAAGCUGUGUCGAAACUAAUGAAUGACGGGGAAAGUGAGGAAACAGUGAAGAAUUACGGAGACACUGUGAGAAAGUUACUCGGGCUGCCCUCAAGGAAAGUUGUAUCAUAGUAUUUAUAAUAAAAUGUAAUUUAGCUUGUAA